AUGCGACCUUUGCCCAGCAAGCGGAAUCCUCUGGUUGCGCCUGGCGCAGCGCCGCCUUAUGAAGAGCUGGUGAGCCGUCGGCGGCUGGGCAAGACGAAAUUGACGGUCAAGCCGGGCCAAGUGGGAACGUCGAAUGCGACAAGAGCAGAAAACCUGGGUCCGUUCGAGUAUGCCCAUCUGCGGGCUCCUCUACCGGACGACCUCACUGGCUCCGAGAUCUUUGCUAGCCAGUCGAACCAAGCUCACCCGGAAACAUAUUUUCUUAUGAGGAGAAGUAAAGAUGGCUUUGUGAGCGCGACUGGCAUGUUCAAGAUCGCCUUUCCUUGGGCUGCCCACAUGGAGGAAAAGGAAGAGCGCGACUAUCUGAAGAGCCUUGACUCGACAAGUCAGGACGAAGUAGCGGGCAAUGUCUGGGUGGCGCCGGAAUUUGCUUUAGAACUAGCCGAGGAGUAUGGGCUAUCGGAAUGGAUCCGAGCACUUCUUGAUCCGACAGACAUUUCGCAAACGCCUUCCAGUGCGAAAAAGCCUAUUGCCGCACCUCCCAAAUUCGAUCUACCCGCCGAUAAGGCUAAACCCACUCCUCCCACCAAAGCGCCCCGUUCAAGAGCAACACGGUCGAUGUCGCCAGGCAAAACGGCAAGCCCAACUAAAGCGAAAGCAUCUCCGAGAAAGAGACAAACAAAAGCUCAGAAAGAAGCCAAUAUUGCAAAUGCAAAUGCAGCAAGCGCCAUUCUCCAGUCUGCACUAGACGACACCGCAUCUGUGGCAGAAACAACAGAAUCGAAACCAGAGUCACCUGCUUUGCCAAGCCCACCCGCAACAAACCCGGAGCCGGAGAUGGUGAAGGUUGAGGUCGAACAGACAGUCGAAGUUGAGGGCACAACAGAGACGACUCAUACGAAUGUGACGGUUGAAAUGCCGGCUGGCUUGCCAGAGUUACCUCUCCCAGAAGAUACCGAGAAAAUGCUUGAGACGGCCAAAAAGAUGGUCGAAGAGGCCAAGACUCUGGAAGGCUCUCCGAAGGUUUCCAAGAAGCGCAAAGCGCAAGAGCCAGAGCCCAGCGACAUCGACGCGGAACUUCCAGCACAGCCUGCUAAGAAAGCGAGAGUGUUGGAAGAGAAAUUGAAGAGAGAAAAGGUGCGAACAAGGGCAGUUUUGGGUGUCACGGCGACACUCGCUAUAGCCGCUGCAAUUCCAUACUUUUUCUGA
Fonsecaea multimorphosa CBS 102226 is the source of this 1209-nucleotide messenger RNA. RefSeq lists its product as uncharacterized. Gene Ontology annotation, cellular component: nuclear membrane complex Bqt3-Bqt4. The record is from RefSeq and is a predicted model, not a curated record. Gene Ontology annotation, molecular function: DNA binding. Lineage: Eukaryota; Fungi; Ascomycota; Eurotiomycetes; Chaetothyriales; Herpotrichiellaceae. The transcript is spliced from 5 exons. Gene Ontology annotation, biological process: meiotic attachment of telomere to nuclear envelope; mitotic telomere tethering at nuclear periphery. The coding region runs from base 1 to 1209 and encodes 402 amino acids.